Molecule: messenger RNA, 1000 nt
Organism: Symsagittifera roscoffensis
Lineage: Eukaryota; Metazoa; Xenacoelomorpha; Acoela; Convolutidae
Product: ubiquitin-conjugating enzyme E2 K-like
Exons: 5
Coding region: 24-734 (236 amino acids)
Molecular function (GO): protein binding
Source: RefSeq, a predicted model, not a curated record
UUUUGACCUUCUGAUUACUGAGAAUGGCCCACUCGGCUAGUUUUUAUUUCAGAUUUUGGUUCUGCGAAACUUUUUUAAUGGCGACAAUUGCACCCGCAAGGGUCAAGCGUGAGUUUAAGGAAGUCACACAGCCCACAGAUGAGAAAGACCCGUUGAAAUUGAUCAAGCUUGACAUGGUAGACAACAAUAUUCUACACCUCAAGGGCGAAAUAUUCGGGCCCCCAGAUACACCAUACGAGGGUGGAAAGUUUAAAUUAGACAUUACAGUCCCCGACUCAUACCCUUUUAAUCCGCCGAAAAUUAAGUUCGAGACCAAGAUAUGGCAUCCCAAUAUCAGCAGUGUGACUGGUGCCAUCUGUCUUGAUAUUUUGAAAGAUCAAUGGGCUGCUGCUAUGACAUUAAGAACGGUGCUACUUUCUAUACAAGCACUGCUUGCAUCACCUGAACCAGAUGAUCCUCAAGAUGCAGUAGUUGCUAAUCAGUUCCGCGACAACCGCGCGAUUUUCAAAAAGACAGCCGCUUUCUGGACGUACUACUAUGCCAGUUGGGAUAAGAAAGAGUUCAUCGAAAUGGCGAGUCUGGUGAAGCCCGUUCAGAAACCAUCAUACGCCUCGGAAUAUUCCACAAUGAUCCAUGAUCUGGUAGACAUGGGAUUCUCACAAGAGCAGAGUAUAGCGGCACUGUCUAUGAAAUGCUGGAACAAACAAAUGGCUGUUGAAUAUCUUUUCCAGUGAAUUAUUAACUACAGAACAUGGAGGGAUCUGCUUUGAACAGAACUUGUGAACUAUUAAACUUGGAAAUAAUUUGAUACUUGGUGGCUGAGUUGAAAUGUAAGAUAAAAUGUAAAUUCCAUCUCACGAGAGAGGUUUGUUGUUUUCAUAGCUGAAAUGUCCAAUGACGACUGUCUGUAUUGAGUAGAAUGUAAUUUUUCAUCACAAUUUAUAUUGCCUUAAUGAAAUAUUCUAUGGUCUCUUUCGUCGAAAUUUGAGCUCUGCAUUUA